GAAUCAUCCCACUUCAACAGGAUAAUCAAGGUCACACCCAAAUUUAACCACGUCUUAGAUCAAUCCUCUUCCUUUGGAUCCAAUAAAUUCAAUCGCGAAUGGCGAAGCUUCACAAUAAAUAUUGAGUCUGCUUUAAACAACUUUUCAACAAUGGCGUCGCAUCAGCUUGCCAUAGCUAAAGCCUCGUUCUCUGCAAGUCUCCUUCGACGCGAUCCAACACCAGUUUCUAGGGAAGCUAUCGCAGAGUUUCACAGCCAUCUGAAUAACGUCAUACUACAAUGCUCGUCAAUAAAUGUCCAGAAAUGCAAGCAAUGGAUAUUGGAACAUAUUGUACAAUCUGCAGCAAGAUUUACAGCGCUGGGAAAAUAUUUAACAGUUCUUACGACAUCAUUCACCAAAUCCUUAAACGGCGAACCUUCGGUCAAGCGCAAGCGCAUACAUAUACUCUACCUUCUUAACGACAUUCUCUACCAUUGCAAGUACCGAGUCAACGAUGCAUCUGUGUGUGGCAAGAUUCAGCCUGUACUAGUUAAUCUACUAGGAAGCACUGCUUCAUUUAAAGAUUGCCCAAAGCAUCAGCAAAAGAUUCAAGAUCUACUAAAUAUAUGGGAAGAGAGAGGGUAUUACUCCCAUGAAUACAUCGGAAAGCUGCGUGAAGCAGUAAAAAUUGCUUCAGAAGUCGGACAAUUCACCGAAGAAUCAACUGGGUCGGCAGAAAAUGGAGAGCAGGGUCUUGCGCCAAAAUUGAACAAGGCCGCGCCAUUUGUCAUGCCAGCAACGCAUGGAGACACAUCGAUGCCUUGGUUCGAUUUACCUGCUGGAAAUUUGAUGCCGCACAUCGUUCCCAACUCAACCAGACCAAUAAAUCCAGAUAUGGUUAAGCCAUUGCAGUUCGUUGCCGGACCCGCGGAUGAGAAUCUCGUUAUUGCUGUGAAAGCUCUCCUAGAGGAUGUUCAAACAAUUUUUGGUGCGGAACCUGGCCAAGACGAAAGAACUGUGUCUGAUGUGGACGAACUUGGUCAGCCAAUCAUCCUAGAUGAGAUUACUGGUGAGAUACUCGACGGAGAGGGUUAUUACGGAUGGUCAAGAGUGUUCUGUGAGAGGAUGAAGAGACGCCGCAAGGGACUGGAUCCAUUUGGUGAACGUGGUCAACACAGUCAAAGUGAGAGCUUAAGCCCACAGAGAAAACGGCGCCAUAGUGAAUCAGAAGAUUCAGAGAGAAGCUUCGCAGCAAGGACUCACCGGCAACGACGCUCAUACAGCUCUUCGCGCUCACCAUCCCCAGAUCACGAAAAUCGUUCCAAGUACAAUGAUCGUUCCAGGUCACCGUCAAAGGGCAGGCGACAAGACUAUGGCGCAUCGGGGGACAACGAGAAAAGUCAUUCUUUGAGCGGCUCUCCCAAUCAAUCUAUAGGGAACGGCAAUCCACCAAUACCUGAGACUUACAAUAUGGCCGCAAUACCUGCCCAACAUGGUGGUUUUCCCUCAAAUCAGACAUACACUAAUCCACCAAUGCCGUAUCAGCCGUACCAGCAAGGUUUCAAUCAAGGAUUCCCUCCAAACCUCGCUCAACAUCAAGGUUCAAUGCCGUGGCCACCACCUCCUCCCCCAGGACCUCCACUCUACCCAAACAUGCCUUUCAACCCUGUUAAUCCACAGUGGCCACCACCACCUCCUCCUCCCAUGCCUAAUGUUUCUUCAAAUUUUCAACAAGCCCCGGGGGGCUAUCCUACUGGGCCUACGGGUUGGCAGCCGUCGGCACAGGGAGGUCAGGGGAGAGGCUACAACAAAGGAUGGAAUAAUUCUUAUGGCGGGCAGGGUAGGGGCGGUAGAGGAAAUCAUAGGGGUAGAGGAGGUUGGCCAUGAUUCAUGAAGUUUUCACACAUGAUUAACAUUUUAUUUCCCGUUGAAUGUAUUGGGAGGAAAUUGUGUGGUUAUAUGAAGCCCCCACGCAUCGUCAUCAAAAAGCGGAGUACCCUGCUGCAAAAACAAUAGCAUAUAAAAAUUAUACCAUGAUCCAACAAAUGCUAAUAUUGCAUUGUCUCCUUGUGCACCGCAUCUAACCGAUGAAUGGUCAAUGCGCAUGAUUCUAGGAGGGAGGCUCGCAUAGAUUUUUCCGAAUUGUAAGAAGUGAAUGCGAGAAGUGAUAUGAUAACAAUCAAGUGUGACGUAGACCUAAAUCAUGUUAUUCA
Botrytis cinerea B05.10 is the source of this 2192-nucleotide messenger RNA. RefSeq lists its product as hypothetical. Lineage: Eukaryota; Fungi; Ascomycota; Leotiomycetes; Helotiales; Sclerotiniaceae. The record is from RefSeq and is a predicted model, not a curated record. Gene Ontology annotation, cellular component: perinuclear region of cytoplasm. The transcript is spliced from 2 exons. Bases 151 to 1866 code for a protein of 571 amino acids. Gene Ontology annotation, biological process: intracellular calcium ion homeostasis.